GCCCCAAACAUCACGUGAUCCCGGAAGUAGGCGUGGUUACAGCAGUAGUUCCCGUCGCCGGUUAGGAAACAGUUUCGCUAGUUGAGGGGCACGUGGAUGGUUUAACCGGAAAAAAUAGAUCGUUAAUAUGGAUCACAGUGGUGAGAAGGGGAACUUAUCGCAGGUGCAGCAUGUGGUGUUGGUGCUAUCGGGAAAAGGUGGGGUGGGCAAAAGCACCCUGACCACAGAGCUUGCCUUAGCACUCCGUCAUGCAGGCAAAACGGUCGGUAUCCUGGAUGUGGACCUGUGUGGCCCCAGUAUUCCCCGGAUGCUCGGCGCUGACCAGCAGGUGGUGCACCAGUGCGAUGCGGGCUGGGUGCCCGUCUACACAGACACCCAGAAAAGCCUGGCCCUCAUGUCCAUCGGCUUCCUGCUGGAGAGCCCCGACGAGGCCGUGGUGUGGAGAGGCCCCAAAAAAACAGCUUUAAUUGGCCAGUUUGUGUCAGACGUGGCCUGGGGUGAGCUCGAUUUCCUCCUGGUGGAUACGCCGCCUGGCACCUCCGAUGAGCACCUUGCAGUGGUGGAGAACCUGCGCAAACACAAGGUGGACGGGGCCAUUCUGGUCACUACUCCGCAGGCCGUGUCUACAGGUGACGUCCGACGGGAGAUCACAUUCUGUAAGAAGAUAGGCCUGCGUAUUCUGGGCAUUGUGGAGAACAUGAGUGGCUUUGUGUGCCCACAUUGUUCAGAAUGCAGCAAUAUAUUCUCAAAAGGUGGCGGGGAAGAGUUGGCAAAGUUGACUGGAUCACCAUUUUUAGGUUGUGUGCCCCUGGACCCCCAGCUCACCGCUAGCAUAGAAGAAGGCAAGGACUUCAUGCAGGCAUUUCCAGAGAGCUCCACUUUCAGCUCCAUCAACCGCAUCGCACAGGCUGUGAUGGCCAGCACAGAGGCUGCUUGAGGGAGAUGCAAGGCAGUGUGGGACGCUGCUGCUUUCUGUACUUUGUGUAGCACUUGAUUUUCAAAAUGAUUGAUAUAACCUUGUUUUGCCAGCAAAAUAAAUUCAUGGAUAUUACUCGUAAUCUACAAAUUAAAUCUCGUAAUCUAUUUUUGUACUUGGUGUAUAGUUCAGUGAACUUGUAUCUCAAGAUGGUUUUGUAAUUUUCACAUGCAUGUGUGUGUGUCCAGUGAUGUACUGGCAUCCCUGAUUCCCUGAUCUGUGGUGCCAGGGAUAGGGCCCAGAUCCUGCCUGCAAGGCUGAACAGGAUUAACGACUGGGAGAUGGAUGGAUGAUUGGUGGAUGAAAGUUAAAAUUAAUGGCCACUGUGUUUGGAGGAUAUGUGUAUUUUUAAAAAUAAACUUGACCCAAACAUUA
This is a messenger RNA of Paramormyrops kingsleyae, 1351 nucleotides long. It is a transcript of the gene nubp2, whose product is annotated as nucleotide binding protein 2 (MinD homolog, E. coli). Lineage: Eukaryota; Metazoa; Chordata; Actinopteri; Osteoglossiformes; Mormyridae. Gene Ontology annotation, biological process: iron-sulfur cluster assembly. The record is from RefSeq and is a predicted model, not a curated record. Gene Ontology annotation, cellular component: cytosol. Gene Ontology annotation, molecular function: ATP-dependent FeS chaperone activity; ATP binding; 4 iron, 4 sulfur cluster binding.